AAUGCACCGGGAGAGAACGAAGGCGCCUUUUGUUACCCAUGCAACAGAAACACACUGGAUUUGUAGGACACUGCGGCCGUUUUUGUUUUUGUAGUGCCGGUCGUUUGGGUUAAUUAACGCCGACAUGGCUCCGUGCAGCUUAAUGACAGCGAGUGUUAGCCUCCUGGCUAAGUCCUUCAGCGUGUUUUCCUGCACAAGCACCCUGGCAAGGUGUACCGGUGUUCUUCCAGCUGCCUAUUUCAACACAGUGAAAUGUUUCACCACUCAGAUCAAACCCCCUCCAAAGAGACCUCUGAAUGGAUACAUGAGAUAUUAUUUGCAGCAGAAGUCAUUAGUGAUGCAACAAAAUCCAGAAAGCAAAUCUGUGGAUAUCGUAAGGAAGAUCGCCCACCAGUGGAGAAUGUUGAGCCCAGAACAGAAACAGCCAUUUCAGGAAGCCUCUUUGAAAGCCAAUGAGCAGUUCAAGUUGGACAUUGAGCGCUACAAGGCACAACUUACUCCUGCACAGCUCCAGCAACAAGCACUGGAAAAGAGGCAGAGGAUGACCAAGAGGAAGGCCAUCCGAAGGAAGAAGGAGUUGACCAACCUGGGGAAACCCAAACGCCCUCGCUCUGCGUUCAACAUCUUCAUGUCAGAGCACUUUCAGGAGGCCAGUGGAGCCACGUUGCCGGCAAAGAUGAAAUCACUGAUGGACGACUGGAAGAAUCUGUUCAGUCAUCAGAAACAGAUCUACACACAGCUCGCAGAAGAUGACAAAAUCCGCUACAAGAACGAGAUGAAGGCAUGGGAGGACCACAUGGUGGAGAUUGGACGAGAAGACCUACUCCGAGAUAAGACCCGGGCAGCCAAGAAGAAACUUGCUACUAAAAGUCGAGCAACCAAGAAAAUAGUGAAGAAAGCCAAACCAGCAAAAGAAGCUGCUGCAAAAGGAAAGUCAAAAACAACCGCGAAAACCAAGAAAAUUAGCUCUGUAAAAACUGUGCCUCAAGGCUCCACUAAGAAGACAUAAGCUGUGUUCUUCUGCUGGGUCCAGAGGAAAGGAGUUGCGAUCACCUAGGGCUGUGGUCUGCUUUGGUUCGAUCUCUAACUUGAAAUUCACAGAGUUACCAGUUGUCAUGAAUGCCCGUUAUGUUCAACAGGACAAAGUCUUCACAGCAUUGAGACUGAUAAGGUUCAUUUGAACCCAUCAAUGUCUUUGUUUAGUGAAUAUUAUUAAAUAAAUAUUAAAUAAACCCUGAAAGCUAUUUUUUUUUACAAAGUACAGUGUGAGUUUAUUCCUCACCCUUUCUACAAGCCCACAACCUCUAAUUGAUUGGUUGGUAGACGCCCCUAGAAUGGUGCAGAGUAGGACUGUUCUAGGCUUGAAAAAAACUUACUGGAUGAAAUGUAAACAUUUCAGAAUCUUCGACAUUUGAAUGAAGCAAUAUUUAUUGACAUUUUGCAGUCUGCGAUGUCUGGAAAGCCACAAUGUGUAAAACAAUUCUUCAACAAUUCUUCUUGCCGUCCCACAAAUAACUCAGUUUUCUAUUUUUGGCCAAUAAUAUAAUGUGAAGAAUUAGCCUUGUCUCACUCUGUGUUUUAUAUUAUUUUAUUUUUUGUUGUCAAACCCAUGAAAAGUUCAAAAGCAACAUGCUCAUUUUUGUACUUUUACUUCCCUCCAAGGUACUGCUGACAACUCAAGACACCUUGCAAAUAUCCAGUUUGAUUUAAAAAAAAAAAAAAAUAGUCUGUAAUUUCUUAAAUCAGAUGGUGAUUGUAGUUUUGUUUUUGGACAUUUUUGUAAUUUGUUUAUUUUUUGAUUUCAGUAGGGAAGUCCUGAAGUACUGCAAGAUAAAAACAGUUUUGAACUUUUCCUGCAGUUUAUUGACAGUAACUGAUAUGGUUGCAUAUCUCACAAGCAGCACUUACUAGCUAGAUAAGACCGUACCACUGGUCCCACCUGGUCCAGCAUGACUGAAUUCUUCAGUAUUAUUACUGUUCUCAGUGUAGCAUAAGCUUUAGUCGCAACUGUGAAACCUGAUAUUUGUCAGUAGAUAAUAUUUUUGAUGCCGCAAAUUUUAAACACUGACUUCCAAAUUUACAUUGCUCCCGCCAGGCUUUUUAUAUGACACAUUUGUUUGCUGUAACUCAUCCAAGUACUGACAUUUUGAUGGUGUACAGGCUCAGUUUGUCUUGAUUGUGAAAAUCAGGUUGAAUCCAAAAAAACAAAAACGGAAUUCUUCCCUAUCCAACUGUAAAGACUGACACUUCACAAUAAUGAAGACCAUAUUUUCAGUGUUGAUAGUUGCUUGAGAAUGUAUUUAGUGCUGCCACAUUCAUACUGCGUCAACUACAGCUCUUCUUGCUUUGUGCUGUGUGUUUUUUAAAUAAACAUUUACAUUCAC
This is a messenger RNA of Mugil cephalus (flathead mullet), 2384 nucleotides long. RefSeq names its product transcription factor A, mitochondrial (gene tfam). The record is from RefSeq and is a predicted model, not a curated record. Gene Ontology annotation, molecular function: transcription cis-regulatory region binding. Bases 125 to 1009 code for a protein of 294 amino acids. Lineage: Eukaryota; Metazoa; Chordata; Actinopteri; Mugiliformes; Mugilidae. The transcript has 7 exons.